GGGCGGGCUAGGGCGUUAGGUGUGAGCGAGGUACAGGUAAGGUAUGGUAUAGGUACAGGUAUGGUACGGUAUGGUAUGGUAUGGUGUGGUGACAUUCCCCCCCUCUUUCUCCUCCCUGCCUCCCUCAGCGGCUUUCCCUUGGUGCACUGGAGCAGGAUGAGGAGAAGAGAGCUGCUCACAUCCCUCUCUCUUUCUCCCCAGCAGCUUUUCACCACUUGGUGCACUGGAGCAGGAUGGUGAGUGGAGGAGAGUCGCUCACCCCCCCACCCCCCUCCCUCCCCCCCAGCAGCGUCACAUCCCUUGGCUGUGCGUGGUGGUGGUAAGUGAGGUAAGCUGAAGGCGUGGGGGAGGGGAUGGAGGUGGGUGGGGCAGGGUGGGCGGUGGCAUGUGGUGCAGACUUCUGGGGGCGGCACCUUCAGUACUAUAAGCAAAGGGGGGUUGGGUGAGGCAGUGUAAGUACAUGUGUCAAGCACUCUGUGUCCAAUCGCAAUACCCGCGCGUUAAUGCAUAAUGGGCCCAUGGCAGACCAUUGCGGCCGAAUGGUUCUGUCUCGUGCCAGCUCUUGCCACGCCGGCAGGGGAAGGGGGUUGAGAGUACCCUAGGUAAGGCGAGUGAGCGGCAGGGGGGGAGAGGGGGGUUGAAACCCCCAGGUAAAAGCGAGCUUGGGGCUGGGGAACCCCCCUCCUCUGCCUUAUUCUCGCUUUAACCUGGGGGAUGCAAUCCCCCUCUCUUGCCUCUCAAUCGCCUUGCUCUGGUGCCUUCAACUCGUUCCCCUGCCUGGGUCUCAGCUUACCCAGGGGGGUUUCACCCUCCCUCUGCCACAUCACACCACCACCUCAACCCUGUGCCUUCAUUGCCCAUCACCACUCCCCACCAGCAUCCCCACCAUCUCCACUCCUCAUUCACUUGGUGCCACAGCCCUGCCCCUCUGCCAGUCGCAUUGUGUGAUGUAAACUGAGACCCAGGCAGGGGAAGUUUUACUCAGGGGGUUUAACCCUCACUCUGCCACACCACCACCACAACACCACCACUACUUUCUACCGCCCCUCGCCACUUUUCAGUCGUGAUGCUGACGUUGGUGCUUGUGGUGGUGGUAUGCCGUGAUGUGUCAUCCCAUUGUGUGGCAUCCCAUGGUGUGGCAUCCCAUUGUGUGGCAUCCCAUGGUGUGGCAUCCCAUGGUGUGGCAUCCCAUGGUGUGGCAUCCCAUGGUGUGGCAUCCCAUGGUGUGGCAUCCCAUGGUGUGGCAUCCCAUGGUGUGGCAUCCCAUGGUGUGGCAUCCCAUGGUGUGGCAUCCCAUGCUGACACAUUCCAUGGUGUGGUCAUGUGGGUUGAUGAGUAAGCCUAGAGCCCAGCCAUAUGGGUGGUGGUGGGUGAGUGUGGUGGCUUAUGCUGGUAAUGAUGUGAUCUUGCAGCUUGCAGCCGAGCCAUGUGCCUCCUCAUUUGGUGCUGAUGGGAUGAGCAUGGGAGUGGUAUGCCCCCCUGCCUACAGGAGCACCAUAUGCAUAGGCAUGCAUGGAUGCUUCUGAUUUGGCCAAUGAGCAUCCAAGGCACGGACCAGGAUGUGAUGGCUCUGCAACAGGCAAAAGCAUGCCGGUCGGUUAGAUUGUAGGGUAGGGUAGUUAGUGUACGGUGAGUUUGUAUGUUGAUGCUAAUCAACACACAUGUAUGCA
Molecule: messenger RNA, 1670 nt
Organism: Closterium sp. NIES-67
Lineage: Eukaryota; Viridiplantae; Streptophyta; Zygnematophyceae; Desmidiales; Closteriaceae
Source: the annotation of a GenBank genome assembly